AACGAAGCAGAAGAAGAAGAAGAAGAGAAGGACACCAACAAGAAAUAAAAAAGGCCCCCUCUUUGCCUCUCUCCCUUCGUUUUUUUUUUUACCAAAUCAUUGCUAUAAAAACCCUAGUCCUUUCUUUCUCUCUAAAGUUCUUUAGUUUUUACCACUCUAUGCAUCGAUCGGAAUCAAAAUCUUCUCGAUAUUUUGGCACUUUUUGGUGGAAAUCUCGAGCUUGGAGAAAUCGCGGAUAUUUUGUAAUUUGAGGUUUUUGAGAUUGUAGAUUGAGAUUGGGAUCUAAAAGUGGGUGAAUUUGAGUUGAUUCAAGGCAAUUUGUGAGAUUAUUUGGUCGAUUUUCAGCUGUGGCUCUGUGGGGGAAUUGGAAAAAUAUUGGAAUUUGAUUAAACUUUUUUGAAAUUUAAGGGAGUUGGAAUUGGAUGGGGGAAGGAGAAGGAGAAGGAGGUGACUUCCCGCCAAAAAAGGUGCAAUCGGAUACGGCGGAUUUUCCGGCGAAGAAACUAGCAAGGCAGCUUGAUUUCACGGCCGGUUUUGGCGGGGUUUCUUCUGGAGGUGUAGUUUUGCCGGAACACCCGCAAUCCACACAAGGGAUAGCUACGGCUGCGGCGGCUGCUGUUACUCAGCAACAUCAACAGCAACAGAUAAAGCCGCCGGUGGUAGCGACCACCCCUGUGGCCGCCACGCAACCUCCUCCUCUUACUACGGCAUCAUCGAGGGUUGUAAAACCAGAAUCUCCAAAAGCAAAACCAAGACCAAAUGAACUAAAAGAUGGUACUCCAAAGAAGCAGAAGCAGUGUAACUGUAAACAUUCUCGGUGUCUGAAACUGUACUGUGAGUGCUUUGCAUCUGGAAUAUAUUGUGAUGGGUGCAACUGUGUUAAUUGUUAUAACAAUGUUGAGAAUGAAGCUGCAAGGCGAGAUGCUGUUGAAGCAACUUUGGAGCGUAAUCCAAACGCAUUCAGGCCAAAAAUUGCUAGCAGCCCUCAUGGUGCUCGGGAUUGCAGAGAAGAGGCUGGGGAAGGUUUAAUGUUGGGAAAGCACAACAAAGGAUGCCACUGCAAGAAAUCCGGGUGCCUUAAAAAGUACUGUGAGUGUUUCCAAGCCAACAUUCUUUGCUCUGAAAACUGCAAAUGUAUGGACUGCAAGAAUUUUGAGGGAAGUGAAGAGAGACAGGCUCUAUUUCAUGGAGACCAUGCCAACAACAUGGCAUAUAUUCAGCAGGCAGCAAAUGCUGCCAUAACUGGAGCUAUUGGAUCCUCUGGUUAUGCAUCCCUUCCAGUAUCUAAAAAGAGAAAAGGUCAAGAACUGUUCUUUGGCUCAACUGCCAAGGAUCCAUCUGUUCACAGGCUUGGACAGUUUCCUCAGGCAAAUCAUAUCAGAGCUUCUGCACCGUCCUCUUCCUUGUCUUCCAUGCCAGUUUCUCGUGCUGGUGCAACUGCUGCAGUAGGCCCAUCAAAAUUCACAUAUAGGUCUCUGUUAGCAGACAUCAUUCAAAAGCAGGACCUGAGGGAGCUUUGCUCUGUUUUGGUAGUUUUAUCUGGAGAAGCUGCAAAGACACUUGCAGAUCAGAGAAGUUUAACCGAAAAACGGGCAGAAGAUCAGACAGAAACUUCCCUUGCAUCAUCCACUCAAGACAGGCUGCAAAGCCAGAAGGAUUCUGAUGCUGAGAAAACCACGGCUGACGAUUGCUCAAGUGCAAACCAGGCUGAUAAAGCUGGCCCUGAGGAUUCCAGCUCAGAUGGUGCUGAUAUGCCAAAGGGAAGACCUAUGUCACCAGGAACUUUGGCAUUGAUGUGUGAUGAACAAGAUACAAUGUUCAUGGCAGCUGCUUCUCCUAAUGGGAUCAUGGGCCAUGGCUGCAGCACAUCUUCUCAAUUGCCUUAUGGACAGGGCAUGACAGAGAUUUAUGCAGAGCAGGAAAGAAUUGUUCUGACAAAGUUCCGAGAUUGUCUCAAUAGGCUUAUCACUUUUGGAGACAUAAAGGAAACGCAGUGUUCAUCAUUAGCUAGAACAGAGAUAGGUAGUCAAAGAGGCCCACUCAGCAAUGGAACUGAAAUUGUCAGAACUGAGGCUGGGAAUCGACAGGGAUCCAUUACCAAUGGAGUUGCGAAAACUGUCAGUCCACUUACAGUCAAGACAUCUCAGAUGGCUGCUGCGGUGGUCACCACUGCUAAUAAUGAUCUCCCUAGAGUUCCAUCCCUUCCUGAAAAUGGGGAUGCUAAAACAAAAGCUGAAACAGAUGUAAAGAUCCCAAAUGCUGACAAUUGUCCCAAGGUAUGAUACUGCAGUUCUCUGCACUAUACCACUGAUCACUCCACAUUCAGUUCUGAUGCAAUAUCGAGGUGAUUGUGGGCAUCAUUCUUGGAAUUGACCAGAGCUCUGAUUAAUUUCUCCCAUUAUUGAUAAUAUUGAUCAGUUUUCUGUCUCAACAAUAGCUUGAGCUCAUACCAGUGUAAAUUGCACGGUACCAUAUAGGCUACAUGCUAAUGACCACCAUAGCUUCUGUUGUUAGAUGCUAGGAAUUUCAUUAAUCUACUCCUAUUUUUAGCAAAAACAAAGAGCAAUUUUAUAAUUUUUCAUGGAGUAUGUAGCUUAGAGUUUCCGACCAAGGGAAAGCCGAUUAGGUGCUUAAUUGGUGAGUGAUGGUCAAAGAACACGUGGAAAUUAGUUGUCUUGUAUCGGGUGCUACUUGCCCAUCCAUAUUUUUUGAGGGAUUUUUUUUAUAGCAUGGAGUUGCCUCAACAAUUAAUGCCCUCAUUGUUUAUAUGUAUAUUAUUCUUCUUGAAAUGAAAAAUUUUCGCUCUCUUUGCUAUAUCA
This is a messenger RNA of Theobroma cacao (cacao), 2819 nucleotides long. RefSeq names its product Tesmin/TSO1-like CXC domain-containing protein. Gene Ontology annotation, cellular component: nucleus. Lineage: Eukaryota; Viridiplantae; Streptophyta; Magnoliopsida; Malvales; Malvaceae. Gene Ontology annotation, biological process: regulation of DNA-templated transcription. The record is from RefSeq and is a predicted model, not a curated record.